GAGUGGUGCGUGGAGGAGAGGAGGCAGAACCAGAGGGGGCAGUGAGAGACCAGUCACGUGUUUUCCACACCCCAAAGCCCUUCGCUACCCCCAGCAGGACCUGGUGAAAUCCUGGGUCUCCUGCCAGGCUCACACUCAGACAUCCCGAGUUCACAUCAUGAAGGGGUUGUUUCUCCAGAUGUUCACACUGUAUUGUGUUUUGAUCAUCAUGUCAGUGGCAGGAACGCUGAGAGAAAAAUCUGAGACUCAGUCUCCUUAUUCAGUUAUAGUAGAACUGAAACCGAGACACUGCCCGAGGCUUCCCAGUAACUACGAGUGCGGCAGAAGGUGCAAGUAUGCCUGGCAAUGCGGUGUGGGCUACGAAUGCUGCUAUUCUCUCUGUGGUCCUAUCUGCAUGAACGUCAGAAAACAUGAGGCUGACACUGAGGACUAUACACCCGUCACCACCACCACCACGCCAGGGUUUACUUUUUCCAUGACCACCACCCUGACUGGUUAAUAAAUGGAUAUGGGGCAUCAGAAUAAUACUACUUGAUGUCCAGUGGGACCAUCAUCUUGUCCCAGAUGGAAAGUAGGGGGAGGGAGGAAGAGCGGUCCCAGGGCAAUGUCUCCUACCUGACAGCCCUCUUCCCUGAACCAUUAUAUUAUCAAUCUCAAUUCCUUGACAAAUAAACUGUGGAAGUAAUUCA
This is a messenger RNA of Herpailurus yagouaroundi (jaguarundi), 689 nucleotides long. Its product is annotated as protein WFDC9-like. The record is from RefSeq and is a predicted model, not a curated record. Gene Ontology annotation, molecular function: peptidase inhibitor activity. The transcript is spliced from 3 exons. Lineage: Eukaryota; Metazoa; Chordata; Mammalia; Carnivora; Felidae. The coding region runs from base 158 to 499 and encodes 113 amino acids. Gene Ontology annotation, cellular component: extracellular region.